Podarcis lilfordi (Lilford's wall lizard) is the source of this 4045-nucleotide messenger RNA. The record is from the annotation of a GenBank genome assembly. Lineage: Eukaryota; Metazoa; Chordata; Lepidosauria; Squamata; Lacertidae.
UGAAGUCAGGAGUUGGUGACUAACAGAGCUCUGUGGGUUUUUCUGGAUCCUAGCUGGGAGGAGUUUGCCUGUCUAUAAGAGCCAACUCUUUGGGAAGCAACAAAACAGGGCUGGACUGCAUUUGAGAAAGUGACCGUCCAUCAACUGGUUGGGGAUCUACAAAUCAGGGAGCAGGAGAUCUCAUCCACACAAAAGCAAAAAUGUUUAAGCUGAAUCUUGAAGAGGAAGGAAAAACACUGACCGGGAUGGCUUCCCAGGUUGCAGGUAAAGACACUGAGGUUAUGUCGUUGUUCUUGUAAAACCACCAGUCUAUAUUCUACUUUUUCAGUCACAGAAAGAUCUAUCCUUAAGUAACGCCAACAUCAGACUUGGGGUGGGUUGUUGUCUUAACAGCAACUUGAUGUGCAGGUAUUACUAUCAAUUUAUUCUCUAUGCUGUUAAUAGCUUUGAGGUGAACGACCUCUGCCUGAAACCCUUGAGUCACAGGAGUCCAGAAAUGCACUAGGCUUGAUGACAAAGUAGUCUGAUCUCAUGUAAGACAACUUUCAAUGAUUUUACCUGCUGAUCAUGCUCCAGUGUAAUAGGGGAAAAGGCUGCAAGGGUAUUAAUUGCACAAGAGCUGAUCGGGUCAUUUUUUUCUUGGUAUGUUAGCAAAGCUCCCUGGGAUCUAUUUUUAUUUUUGUUACCAUAUAUGUUCAACUUUCUUCUUCUGCCUUAGUAAGCCUCUUUGGAAUACGGUGGGGUAAAAACCAAGCAUGAAUAACUUGGAUUUCAUGAGAAAGCACUUUUCCUUUCUGAUUUUUGCCUUUCUGAGAAAAUACCCCUCCCCACAAAGUUAACGUCUGUAUUGUCCCUACAAGGGGGGAUGGGGGGUGUACCAUACUGCAAUGCCCACAUGAGUUUAGCCAGGAUUUGGGGGGGGGGCAGAACCUCAGUUAGAUAUGUAUUUUUAUUGAUUUCUAUUGAUUUAAGGGAGGAAGGUGCCCCUCCUUGCCUACGCCCAUGAUUGCCCAUAUUUAUUUUACAAUUGAAAAUGGAAACAAUGGAGGAAAAAUGUUUUCUGGCAUUGCAGACCUUUAACAAAAAUGUGUGAAUAUAAUUCAAAGUACCUCAAAUUGGAUUUAUUAUUUAUAGAUACAAAAAAGGUUUGAUUUUUCUGUCAAGAAAUGUACCGCCUACAGUAAUUAUCCUGACCUUUAAAUAAAAGUUAUGGAAGGGCAUGGGUCUAGAAAGCCAAACAAAGACCCCUCUGUUUCAUAAUUGUUCAGGUUUUCCAUGCAAGUGUUUAUACCAGGGCUUGUAAUCAAGGCACAAAAUGUCGUUUUAGGAUUCCAAAAUAAAACUCAUUAUAUAAACAACAGGCUUUGCCAACUGACCCGAAAACAGCCUGGCUGGCAAAAAACCAAUAGGCAACACUUUCUGCAGUAUGUGGCGAAAUAUCACCAGCUAUUGUCUAGAAAUCCAGCUUCUGUUCAAGCUAUUGCAAUAGCUUGCUUGAAAAACUGGCAGUCUUUCUAAAGAGUUUGGAUGGAGACCGUAAAUUGCUUUUUCUCUCUGAAAUGCUGGAUUCGCUUCUUUUCUUUUCUUGAGCUGGAAUGCUGUGGCCAACAGAAAUUCCAUAAAUGGAGUUUUCCCAACCUGCCAGGAAAUGCUUCAGCUGAGAUUUUUCUGCUUUGGUCAAAAAGCAGUAAAAGGCCCAUGAUCUGGUGAGAAAAGUUGGCAAAUCUUCUGACCCGGGGCAACAUGGAGGAUUUAUGCAAGUUCCUUGAACAGUGUGUAUUCACUAUCACAGAAAUGCAAAACUGAAAUGCAUCUUAAAAUGUUAAUGAUCUCAGACAUCAGCUCAUCAAGUUACAAUUAAGAGUGACCAGCUAGGAUAGGAACAGUUCUGACAGACUGAUGAAAUAGCCACUGCCAGGUGAGAUACAGAAGAACCAAAAGCAAAUAAAUCUCUCAGCAGACCUUGUGUAAUAAGCUAUGUAUCUCUUCCUGAAAAUGAUUUAUGACAACAUGUGGGAUCAACAACAAAAUGUUGCAUUGUGAACUGCUCCUCUUACGGAUUUUUGCCAGCCAGUGUGUCUUCCAUGAUUCUGUUCUAUAUAGUCUUUCCCUCUGGAUUUCUAUUUCCGUCCUCCGACAGCAAAGCCAGCAUGUUGACCCAUUAAGCAUGCUCAGUUUUUACUGGGGUCCUCCUCCACUCUUCUAGGUUUUUCCUUUUUUUUUUUUUACCUUCUGCAAACCUUGGGAGUUCAUAAAGGCUUGCUGAUACCUCCAUUGUGUGAUGGGGUAAUGCUUUUUGGCUAUGUAAGAACCAACUAUGAGUUUGGUAUUAAUAUAUAAGAUACACCAUUCACGUGCUCGGUACAAUUCAGAGAAUUGUAAAUUUUCUAUUUCUGUGAUUUAUUCUUAUUUUUUACUUGUAGUUAAUUCAGCAGGUCAGGCUGUGCAGAAAGCACUGGACCAGGCUACAGAAGCUGGUCAGAAAGGUAAGGAGGCAUCCUUCUAAUAACCUGGGCAAUUCUCAAAAUGUGUGGUAUCUGGACGGUUUAUAAAUGUAGAAAAGACUUGGUGUAUACCUUCUAAAUUCAGAUUUCCCCCACCCCUCCAGUACAGACUUAAGUGGGGAACAGUUUUUCUGUUCCAAAUAGUAAAUCUGUGUUCAAGUAACUGGUAUUAUAGGGUUGCCAUACAUCCAGGAAUUUCUUGACAUGUCCUUCAGGGGUCCUACAUACCCAUCUGGGGGAAAUUUUACAUUUUUAAACAAAUGUCCUGGGUUUGGGGGGGAUUUUGUGUGUGCGGACUGCUCUGGUUCAUACUUGGGCGACCUGGGCGGCAGAGGGGCUAUUGGGCGAUUGCCCUAAAAAACGCUCUACAACUUUUUGUGUCCAGAUUUUUACCUCUUCAAAUAUGACAACUCUAUGCAUCAGGAGACAGAAAACUCAAAAAUCCAAUUUAGCUCUUUUCCACUGUGCUAAAUAUUACCUUGAGCCUACCCAGGUGGCUAGUGUUCAAGUUAGCAGCCUACACAAUAAGCAUUCUGUAGCUCCUUUCCAAGCUCAGUCAGAAAAGCACACACUUUGCAUGCAGAUGUCAAGUGUAACCCUUGGCAAAUCUAGCUUAAAAAAAGGUUCAUGUACCAACGUAAUCGGACCCUGCAGAGCCAUUGUCAGUCAAGAGCAGACAAUAGUAAACUAGAUCUGAACUGCUGCAAGCCAGCUUCUUCAUCUGGUGAACGGGUUCCUUAAACAGCAUGUAGCCUUUCCUUCCCACAUGCACACUUGCACUUCCAAUACAGUCCUACAUCUUAUGGAAAAAGCAAACCACAUAUGUAGUCAGCCAUUGUCUCUCACCUCCUUAAAUUGUUUCCCUUUUUGUUUUGAAGUGGUAGAUGACACCUGCAAGGCUGCACAGGAUACUGGAGAAAAGGCUGCACAAAGCCUAACAAGCCAGGUAACUGCCUGGGGCAAAGCCUUUGGACAAAGUGAAGAACAGAAGAACGUUUCAACUUAAACCUUUUAUACUGUUUUCUCUUAUUAUAUAUUUAAUGGACCGAAAUUAUUCAGGUGUUUGGCAUAUAUUCUUUACACCUUCAUUAAAAGUGAAGCUAUAAAUCCCUAUACAUUUCAUUAAAUUAAUCUUUAACAAGGUGCAUUUUUUUUUACAUGGUGGUUCAAUAUGACUGUAUUGAGAAGUGUUCAUGAGGUUGGUUUCUCAGAAGGUGCUAGGGCGUGUUAAGUGGGCAUAUACAUUUUAUGCGAGACUCGAGUGCACACAUAAGCAUGUAGGCACACACAUAAAAUGUAAUAUGUGGCUUUAACUAUGCAUCAUCUAACUAAAUACUCCUCCGGUCCCACACAACAUUCUAUGUGAGUGGGGGACCCUCCCCACCCCACUGUGAAGAUCCUGUGUGCAAAGCUCAGAUGAAACUCCAUUUCAUUAAAACUAUUUAGAAAAACUUCAAAGUUUUGAGAGAAACUAUGUAUUAGCAUGAUUAUGCCACACAGCUGUAAGAGUUUUGGCUGGACGAACUAGGGAACUGUUGGUC